AUGGUACAAGAGGCGUGCCUGAUAAAGCGUGCGCGCCACGCGCAACCCGCUUCAGACCAGGCCUUUUUCCAGCUUCAAUUAUCCGCCUUUGCAUUCCUUUCCUCUUGCGGGUUUCAAGGCUCUAGUGCGAAUGCGUGCCAUGUAUUUGCAGAGUGUAUACAACGAUACAUCACUCUUCUAGGGCGCACCGCAACAGGUAUGGCUAUGGGAGCUGGGCGCCAUACCGCGAAUAUAUGGGAUGUGAUCAUGUCACUGGAGGAAAUUAUGGGCCAAGGUACCUUGGAUGAGCUAAUGGAGUGGGCCAACGAUGAGGGCAUCUGGAGACGCACGACUACCGACUUUUGGUCCCCAACGCUGCGUAAGGAACAAGCUAAACUGGCACGGCUCGCAAAUCACGAACUAUGCUCCCAACGUACGUCGUUUUCUUUUGAAGAGAUCCAAGAUGAAGCCUUGUAUGUCGAGCUCACUAUUCGCGAAGCCCUGGAUCAGUGCCUCGAAGACGAUCUCGUCUGGGGCACUAGUGCUUAUGUGACGGGUACAAAACGUCCAUAUAUCGAGGAAAGACUUCAAGAUGAUGAAAAUUCUUACAUUCCAUCGUUCCUACCGCGCUUCCCUACUAAGGAUGCAUGGAAAGAGCGUACCCCGACCGACAAUGUCGUCCGGGCUCGCGCUCCCAAGCCCAAGACAGAGGCGAAGGCCCGUCCCAUACCGCGAGCUGCUACGAUACAGGGUGUGCCCCCAUCUGACGAACUGGGCGAGGAUGGUGUCCGAAAGGUAUGGCGUCGUCGAGCCAUGGCGUACGCUGGUGUGCUUGCUGAGAGCUCGGGUACCCGAUCAGAAUUGCCAUCUCUGGAUGUUUGUGCGAAGCGCCGCGGUCCAGAAGCAAAACUUGUUCCACAUGGUUCCACCACGUCUUCUAUCGAUGCGUUUAUGCAAGUCAUGGAUGCGCUAGGUGAUGAUCCCACGACACAGACGCCUAUGCUUCUGACGUCCUUAUCUCGAUCUCAUCAUACCAAUCCAACGUCCACCUCUUUGAUGGCGGCAGCAUUUAAGCGACGCAGACUUGCACACGCGAUGGCUGACCCGCUUCGCUAUGUGCCCAACGACUCGAUGCACGGCUGCGUGCACGUACAUCCGACCUCGCCGUCUGCAGCCCCAGGUCCGAGUCUGCUGAUUACGAUCCCACCCGCCAAGGAUGGUGUCGAUGAAGAUACCCAUGCUGCCACAGCUGCGCCUCUAUUUACGCCCGUGCAUCCGCAUGGACGUACGGUCGCCAUGGUGCCUCCCUCGGGUGCGCAGUUCCCCACUAUGUCCUAUCGACAUGCAUCGCACUUAUACCAUGCCGCCCGAAUGCUUCUGUAUCCCGACAUGCAACGUGUCUUUUCUAGGCUUUCUGAUCCACCAGCUAUUUUGGACGAUCAUCGUACCGAGCAGGUGUAUCAUGGAACGGCUGCGAGUCGCACGCAGUUAUCCGGCACCAUUAUGUCCGUUCGACACCGUGAUACCCUAGGUGUCAUGGUGAGUCGAUACCGUGGCGCCAACUCCAUACUGCAUGCAUCACUUGAGCGCUUGCGAUUCCACUUGGCAGCUGAACAGGAGGCACAGCGCCGAGCUGCUUUGGAAGACGGCCGCGAAAACGAAGUUGAAGAACCUAUUCGCGGCGAGCGCAUCAAAAUGCCCGUCAAGGGCACCUUGGUUCACUCGUGGGACUGGCAAAAAGCUGACCCUUACGCAUGA
Malassezia restricta is the source of this 1737-nucleotide messenger RNA. Its product is annotated as Bromodomain associated protein. Gene Ontology annotation, molecular function: protein heterodimerization activity. NCBI's taxonomy places the organism in Eukaryota, Fungi, Basidiomycota, Malasseziomycetes, Malasseziales, Malasseziaceae. Bases 1 to 1737 code for a protein of 578 amino acids. The record is from RefSeq and is a predicted model, not a curated record. The transcript has a single exon. Gene Ontology annotation, cellular component: transcription factor TFIID complex.